AAGCCCACGUGAUGGGGGCGAGUCACGCGAUUUCCGGGAACCCGUCAGGAAGGGACAUAAACAAAACAAACCCCAGAGCGGCAUGGAGGGGCCGGGCCGGGGCUGCAGCCUCAGCGAGAGAGGGCCUCCAAACUGAGGGCGCCCGCCCGUCGACCCCCCGCUGGGCAGGGGCCUCAGAAAGUCUCCAAAGCAAGAAGAGUUCUAUGUAGUUAAAGUGAAGCUUUUUCUAGAAAAAAAACUGACACGCCAUUGCAUGAGUUAUAUGCUCCCUGUACACUCUGAAGAAAAGCUGGAACAGAAUUUGCAAGGAAACAGAACAAAGCAUUUGGACUUGGACUUGGUGGAUCUGGGCCUGGAAAUGCCUCAACCUAGUGUGAGUGGAAUGGACCCUCCUUUUGGAGAUGCCUUUCGAAGCCACAUGUUUUCAGAACAGACUCUGAUGAGCACAGAUCUCUUGGCCAACAGUUCUGACCCAGAUUUCAUGUAUGAAUUGGACAGAGGAAUGGAUUACCAGCCAAGUUCCAGGGACAACCUCUUUUCUGUGGAAGACUGCAAAGAUCUUGAAAACUUGGAGUCUUUCACAGAUAUCUUGGACACUGAACCAUCUUUCCCUGCAAACUGGGAACAGUGGGACACUUACUCUGAGGAUUUGACAAAGUAUACCAAGUUAACUAGCUGUGGCAUUUGGGGAACAAAAGAGGUGGACUAUUUGGGCCUUGAUGAUUUUUCAAGCCCAUAUCAGGAUGAAGAAGUGAUAAGUAAAACUCCAACCCUGGCACAGCUCAACAGUGAGGACUCACAGCCGGUCUCAGAUCCACUCUGCUACCCGGAAUUGCUGUUCAGCGUAAAACAAACUCAGUUGACUUCUUUGCCAAUGAAGAAAAUCGCAACCAGAGCAGCAGCUCCAGUUUGUUCAGCAAAGACUACACAAGCUGAGACACCUUUAUCAGAAUUUCCCCAAAAAGCAAGCAAACCCAACCCAAGCACACAAAUCAUGGUGAAGACCAAUGUGUACAGUAAUGAGAAGGUGAACAUUCAUGUUGAAUGUAAAGACUAUGUGAAAAAGGCAAAAGUAAAAAUAAACCCAGUACACCAGAUCAGGUCUUCCAUGAGCCAGGCCAAUUCUGAUGCUGCAAAAGAAAACACUUGCUACUGUGGAGCUGUAGCAAAGAAGCAAGAGCGGAAAGUGAACGACUCCCUUCAGACUCCCACUACUCCUGUGUUGCCUUUUAAAGAGACUCAAGCUUUACUUCUCACUCCACCUCAAGAAACUCCAGAACAUGUUGCAGAGGACAGCAUCCUCUCUGCCAGUACAUCUGUUUCAGAUCCUUCACAGAAGAAAGAAGAACACAACUAUUCCCUCUUUGUCAAUGAUGGUUUGGGUGAACAAGCUUGCAAAGCUGAGGCUGAAGAAGAGGAAGAGGAAGAGGAAGAAGAGGAUGUAGAUGAUGAAGACCACGAUGAAGGCUUUGGAAGCGAGCAUGAACUGUCUGAAAAUGAUGAAGAGGAGGAUGAUUAUGAAGAUGAUAAAGAUGAUGACAUCAGUGAUACUUUCUCAGAACCAGGUUAUGAAAAUGAUUCUGUAGAGGACUUGAAAGAAAUGACUGCAAUAUCUUGUCGAAAAAGAGGCAAGCGGAGAUACUUCUGGGAAUACAGUGAGCAGCUGACGCCAUCACAACAAGAGAAAAUGCUGAGGCCGUCAGAAUGGAAUCGAGAUACAUUGCCAAGUAAUAUGUAUCAGAAGAAUGGGCUACAUCAUGGCAAGUAUGCUGUAAAGAAGUCACGGAGGACUGAUGUGGAAGAUCUGACACCUAAUCCUAAAAAACUACUACAGAUUGGGAAUGAACUGAGGAAGUUAAAUAAAGUCAUCAGUGACUUGACCCCAGUCAGCGAACUUCCAUUAACAGCUAGACCACGGUCAAGGAAAGAAAAAAACAAGUUAGCUUCCAGGGCUUGCCGGCUAAAGAAGAAAGCACAAUAUGAAGCUAACAAAGUAAAACUAUGGGGUCUCAAUACUGAAUAUGAUAACUUAUUGUUUGUGAUAAACUCUAUCAAGCAAGAAAUUGUGAAUAGAGUUCAGAGUCCUAAAGAUGACAGAGUAUCCAAUAUGGGUCAGAAGCUUGAUGUCCUUAUUAAAGACACUCUUGGUCCACCAGUGUCUGGAAAAACGUCAGAAUUUGUGAAUCAGGUCUUAGAAAAAACCGCAGAAGGAGAUCCUACAGGAGGUCUUGUAGGACUACGAAUACCAACAUCAAAAGUUUAGUAGACAUCACUUUAUCCAUUCACUUUGGACAGCACUCUGCCUGUGUUAUGUACUACAUUGUAAAAUUAAUUCAGGUCUGCAUGCAAAUUUAGCAUUCUGUAAACAUUUUUAAGUUCCAUCAUUUUCCUUCUUUUAAUAACAAUGUAGUAAAAUAGAUGAAGGCAUGAUGUAAAAUGCUUAAUGCGUUUUGGAGCAUAAACCUUGUAGUUUUAAGCCUGCUUCUGGCAUAAAUGUGUGAUGGCUACAUAUUCAUUUCAAACUUAAGUUUAUCUAGGACCAGACUGUAUAACUUACGUACAAGCAAAACAUAUUUUUGCAAACAAAAAUCUCACAAAAUGCCAAACAUUAAGGCAGGUUUAUGCUCCAAAUAAAUUAAAAGUGUAAACUCAUGUUGUUUUUCCAAGAAUUAUUGCUCUUUUGUUCUAAAUUAAAACAGUAAGUUUACUUUGCAACCAUAAUUUGUACAUAGCACACCUGGCAUAAAGCUAGUGUGCCAUAUUAAAAAAAAACAUAAUUUUCUGAGCUUGAUACGGUAUUUAAAUGUCUGUGCAAGUAAGAAAAAAAUGUAUACUCUUUGUGCCUUGUAAUGGGGGGGAGGGGGGGACAAGUAUAACCGUAAAAUGGGAAAUAUUUUGUAUGAUGAGAAACCCUUAUUGGGAUAGAAGAUGUACAGAUGGUCUCAAGGAUUUUAAUGUAUUUGUUCCAGCUGUUACAAAUGUUUGAAUGUAUAUAGGAAUAUGUUGAAAAUGUAGAUAUGCCACAGAGUCUAUGUAUUGUAUAAAAAGAUGGCUCUAGAAAACUCAUUUUCGGUACUUGGCCGGAAGAAAACAAAUACUUGCACAUUAAUGCGAUUGUUUAUUUUUGUACCAAAGACAAAUGCAACUGAUAUGGCAAACUGCCAGUUUAAGUAAAGUUUUGCACAGCUUACAUGAUACUGUACUGAAUGUAUAAAAAGAAAAAAAAACUUAAAGGUCAGGGUUAGGGAUCUUACUGAACUGUGAAUUUUUCUUUCUCUUUGGGUCCAAUUAUCUACAGAAGGAGCAUUCAUACAUAAAUAUUAUUUUGCUGUUCCUCUAGUUGGCUUCAUAGUAGAUAAGAUGGGCAUCUAGAAGUCUGUAAAUCUUUGUUUUCUGCACUUACAGUAGAAAUUUUAAUAUAUUUGGAUUUUAGUAAGCUACUGGUAAAACAGAGUUUAACUUUGGGAAUUAAAAUUUAGCUUGUACUAUACUUCCACCAAACAACCAAAAUAAAAUAUUUUUAUUAUAAUGUGUAUAUAUGUAAAGAACGAAAAGCUGCAAAUACCUAAUUCCUUAGUUGCCACUUUCCCAGUUGUUGUAUUAUUGUGCAUGUGAUGUUUCCAAGGAUCAACACAGGCUUAAAAAGAAUUUAUAGAUUUUAUAUUUUUGUACAGAUAUUUCAACUAGCUUCUUCAAACUUCUAUGUGACUUAUUGUUAACUUGUAGUUUCUAUGAUUGGGUGAAUACAAAUGUGUGUGAAGUUUGACUCAUGAGAGUCUGCUUUUAGUCAGUGUUAAAGUACCAAUGAAAAGCUUUAUCUCUCAAUGAGAAAGUUGUUUAUGUCAAGACAGGAUCAUUAUCUGGUUUCAUGAAUGCCUUUCUUCCCCUUUUGCUUGACACAUAGAUGACUCUAUGACACUGUUUACUAAGCAUACCAAAUAAUUUAGAUGUAGCUUGUGAAGGUUUUCCCUCAAUUCUUUAAAGACAUGUAGUGUGAUUCCUUACACCUAAAUGGAAAUGUGGAAUCUGUGCCAUUGCUGUGGAGCAUUAGCAAUGUUUCAGGGAAGGCCAAUAUACCACUACAGAGUUCUAUCACCCACACCUUUCCCCCCUCUCUUUCAUACUGCUGCUUACUUUUAUCUUUUUAAACAAAAUAUCACAGAUGUUUGCAAAAUGUCAGCCGAAGCUUGCCUGUCAGUGUGGCAUAAAGAUCUUUGAGGAAUGUAAUAAUGUGUCUGCAAGCCUGAAAUAAUGUUGGCGUAUCAAGAGCUGUAAUCUGGCUUCAAGUUGUAGAAUUAUGCCUUCUGACUAUUUCACAUACACCUCCUAAGUUUGGCAUAGUGUUGCAUUUCACUGUAAAAGGUAUCUAAAUACUGUUCAUAGCUGUGAUCCUGACACUAGGUCAGAACAGCAUGGAAAGGAUGCUCCCUAAAACUUGAUACCGCUAUUUGGCGAUCUGAACAUGUGUGUCAAGCUAAACUGACAGUCAAAUAUUAUGUCCCUUUUAUGGUAGUUCAAGCUCCUCCAAGCUAAAAUUGCUUUUGCAGCUUUUUUGUGUCUGUGCAUGUCUGAAAACCAGAAUAUGAUUUUGAUCUAGCAUUGAUAAACAGACCUUGAAUCUUUAGUGGAUUCCAUACCUUUGCAUUUCAGUGUUUUCUAUGUAUUAAGUUAUAGUCAAAAAGCUUUUAAAUAGUUGAGCUUUUUAAUGGUGACACUUUAUUUUGUAUCUAUUUAUAUAUGUGUGUAUAUCUUAGAAAAGCACUUUGUUUAAAAAAGAAAAAAAUAUAUUGCAUUUUAUAUGAUUCCUGCCAUUUGCUGCUAACUCUGGGCUGGUCAGAAUGCUGCAGUGAUACUUGAUCUAAAUAAAACCUGGCAGUAAAAUGUAGAGUAAAAAUAAGACCUUUGCUGGUUUAACCUUAUUGUAAAGAUGACAUAGGCAAGCUGUGCAGCUUUACAUUUUAACCAGGGGACUCUGUGGCAUUUAAAACAGUCUAGAAAUGGUUGUACUUUUAAUGCCAGUAACAAUCUGCUUCCUCUAGUGUCAUUGAAUAUACGUUUAGUGUAUAAUUAUCACAAAGAUAUUUUUUUUUAAAAAAAACCCAAAUGUUCAUGUUUUGUUUGGAAAAUUGUGGCAUGCAUUUUUGGAUGAUUAUCUUUAGAGGAAUUCUCUAAAGGUUUUCAGUGUUCAUACAUGGUAUGUGGAUCUUAUUGAAGUCUUUGGUCACUUUUUGAGUGUAGGCAUUGUGAAUAUCCUAAUGUCAUCCAAAAGCAUUAUACACUUUAUUUUUUAAAAAAAGUACUAAACUCUUUCAUACACUGGAUUCUUUAGAGUUUGUUUCCAUAUUAUAGCAUGCUCUUGCUAAAAAAAAGUUGAUCUGAAACUGAGUGCCACACUUCUAUUUUUGAACAGAUAUGAUGAACUAUUUACUCUGUACCAUGUAUAGUUCUUGUCCUUUGCCCAUUUUCUCCAUUGACAGAUUAUGAUGUGGCUUUAUAUUGUGCCUUACUUGUAUAUUAGAACCAAGUUUAUUUUUCAUUCCCCAGGACUCCUUAAGCCCUUGAACCCUUUUGGAAGCAAAGUACAAUAAAGCAUCAUGAAGGAACUUCAAAUAGAUCUGAUUUAAAGUUGUAUUGAUAGUUUGUACUGGCAUAGGGUGACCAAUUUUUCAGUGGUCUUGGAAAACAGGAUUUUUUAUAGUAAUUCCACUACAUUUUACAAAAGCUUUUCUGCCUUUUCUUGAAUUUAUCAAGCACAUCUUAAUAUUUAACUUUCUGGGGCUCAUUAGUACUAGUCUUCUGGCUAGUUCAGGACUGGCUCUUUCCACGCUUGUCCAGCAUCAAUGCAAACAGUGACACUCUUGUAGGAAUUAGGUAUAACAAGUUCAUUGGUUUGGUCAGUAAUUUGUUUUUAACUUAAACUGAAGUGUAGUGGGAAAGAGCAAAAACUAUUUCUAUAACUGAUUAACGGUCUCUUGAAUAAUCUUAAAGCAACAGACAUUUCUCAAAUACCGUACUGUCAGUGUGGGUUUCACUUAAGUCUGUACCAUUUUUCUGAUGUUUGCCUUUAUUAAUAAAUCUGCUUGUUUAUUCACAAAUGUCAAUAACUGAUAUAUUGUUUCUCUUAUGUAAGUCUUUUAAAUAUAGCUAGUUUUAAAAUGGUAAUAGCUUCCUAUCUGUUUUUGAUGGGUUUUCUUACAAGUUGCCUUCAGCAGAAUAGCAUAGCCAGUCUGUUCCUUGACUUAUUUUAGCAGUCUUCCUGGAAUUCUAGGUUGAGGCACAGUCAAAGUACAUAAUAACAGAAGUUCAGGCCGUCAGACCUGAAUUUUACUCAUGUCUAAUCAAAAAAAUUUUUUUUAAAAAAAAUAAGCUUCUAGUUAUGGAAUCAUCUAAUUUAAUCUGCUACCAGUGGAAGCCUACAUUUUGGUGUAGCUGAAUCUUUCACAUAUAUGUGCAGGGUGUGUUUGUUUGUUUGCUUCUAUUUUGUUUUACCUGAGGGAUUGUGCAAAACACAUUUCAAUCAAGAACUAAUCUAAAAGCUGAUUCCUUUAAAAAUUCAUUUCAGGGCAUUACCACAUUGAGAGAACAAUACUUAGGGAUAUUUCCAGUGUAAAUUGAAUGAUUUGUCUACAUUGCAGAAAUGGCACUUUAGCAUACACUUCCUUCACAGAAUUCUAAACUUCAUUGGAUCUCAUCAAUAAUAGUGUUCUCAUUAUCUCCAUUUCCCCCAAUUGGGUUUAGUGUAGUAAAUGGGUGCUCAUACAGCCUUUAGGUUUUCAAAAACUUUCACAAGGGCAUUCUGAUUUCUCCUCCAAUCCUAAACACACUUUUUAAAAAGCAAGCCAAUUUUAUCUAGUUGGGUCUUACUUCCAUGUUAAAUAUAUCCAUGAUUGUAGCCUCAGUACCUUUAGAAAAGCAGUAAGUUAAAGCUCGACCUCAGUAAUCAUUGUCUUCAAGAGCUAACCAGAUACUUCUGGUAAUAAGUCGGUAAUGGAUAUUCCCUGUUUAUUGCAGUGUUUUAAUAUCCUUCUGAACACAGAGGCUUUUGCUAACUGCUCCAGUUAAUAGCCAUUGCUGUCAGCACUUAUAUACAUCUCCUAGAUUCAAUGGACCUAUUCUAAUUAGAAGUAGCCAUUGGAUUUAGACUUUUAGGCAUGCAUUUUAAACAUAUUUCUUUUAAGCACAGCAUAUGUGCAAUAACUUAAAUAAAUCAGGUUUGACUAUAUAUUAUUUAAAGAGUUAAAUUCAUAGACAAAGCUAUGUUAGUUUGAAAUAUCUGUAUGCAAAGGGAUUUUGCAGCACUUUACAGGCUGAGAAUGAUGUUGGUGGCGUGAACGUGUACAGAAAAGCUUGCAUCAGAGGAAGUAGCUUAGUAUGUGGAAACUUACGUUAACAAUUUCAUUCUCUCAAUUAUUCUGUAGGGUGCUUCAAAAUUAUUUUGCAUAAUAAAGAAGUCUUGCUUUAACAAGUUAGUAUCAAUGGUUCUACAGUAAGCAUGCAAGUCUGGAUCCCACUCACAUAAGCAUGAGUGUUAGCCACUCAAAUAAAAAUUAAGUAAAGUAGGUCCUUUUAUCCACAGAGGAUAUGUUUCAAGACCCCAUGGAUAACUGGAUAACCCUAUAUGUUGACUAUACAUGGGCUGGUAGCGUACCAUGGAAUCAUGCGUGAGUAUCCAAGAGGCCCACAAACAUUUCAGGGAAUGAGAGUAAUAUUUCUGGAGUGUGGAUAAGUGAAACCGUGACUAUUAAAUCCAUGGAUAAGAGGGUUGUAAGGUAAUCAAGCUAGUUUGAACUUAAAAUGAAAGCAGCUUAAUUCCCUCUGUGAAAUGAAGAAUAAGUAAUGUCUAGUCAUUGUUACUGGAAUCUAUUCCACACAUUUGAAUUUUCAACAUCUUGCCCUGCCUUAAAUAGACUGAAAAUGCAUUUUGAUAUAUUUGUGUUUUCAAAGUGAACUAUGGCUACAAUCCUAAGUAUACUUAUCUGGAAGUGGUACCCACUAAAUGUGAUAUGCUUUAAAAUGAGGGGUUUAGGAUUGGGAUGUAAGGCUGAUAGCACUUACAAAACACAGCAACAUUUUAAAAGGCAAAGAAAAACAAUAUUAACAGCUAUGGUGAAGCUUAUAUGCUUGGGAUCAUGUUUGUAAUGCUGUUAACAUUCUGUAGUCCAUUUCCAACUGGAGCUCAGAGAAAUGUACUGAAGAUCUUGUCUUGUUUAGAAAAAAAUCUUGUUUAAAAGCAUGAUCUGUUUGCAACUUUUAUAAUGUUGAAUGUUGUGUAAAUUUCCCUUUUUUAAAAAAGGCACAAUUCAAAUAAUUGUUUACUCUGUCACCGUUGAGCCCAAGCACUUCUAUUCAGAUACAAACUCAUCAAUGUAUGCAACAUCCUUUGUAAUUGAAAAUAAAUUGUGAAGAGAAGUUCUGACAUUA
Anolis carolinensis (green anole) is the source of this 8421-nucleotide messenger RNA. RefSeq names its product CREB3 regulatory factor (gene crebrf). Gene Ontology annotation, molecular function: DNA-binding transcription factor activity, RNA polymerase II-specific; RNA polymerase II transcription regulatory region sequence-specific DNA binding. NCBI's taxonomy places the organism in Eukaryota, Metazoa, Chordata, Lepidosauria, Squamata, Anolidae. The record is from RefSeq and is a predicted model, not a curated record. The transcript is spliced from 9 exons. Gene Ontology annotation, cellular component: nucleus. The coding region runs from base 254 to 2263 and encodes 669 amino acids. Gene Ontology annotation, biological process: response to unfolded protein; regulation of transcription by RNA polymerase II.